Molecule: messenger RNA, 996 nt
Organism: Penicillium egyptiacum
Lineage: Eukaryota; Fungi; Ascomycota; Eurotiomycetes; Eurotiales; Aspergillaceae
Source: the annotation of a GenBank genome assembly
AUGACUGAAAGUGUAGAAGUUCGUAAACAAAUUUACGGGAUCCAGGAGCAAUAUCGACCACUUGACGAGCCAGUUGAGGUGGACAUCGUUGCGGUCCAUGGACUCAAUGGUCAUGCGACAGGGUCAUGGACAUCUAAGCCGCAAGGGAUCUGUUGGCUCAGCAACGUAUCUUUCCUUCCGAGGUAUAUUCCUCGUGCCCGAGUUUUAGUAUGGGGCUAUAACGCGAGCGUCUCGUCCCACAACGGAAAGACACCCAGCUCAGACAGGAUUUUACAACAUGCGCAGACAUUGGUUUCUCAACUAGAGGCAGAUAGGGAUCUCGACGAUGCAGCGCAAAGGCCCAUCAUUUUUGUAUGCCAUUCUCUAGGCGGCAUAAUAGUGAAGAGAGCCCUGGCAUAUGCAGAAAGUCGCCCUAGACUCACUCAUAUCUAUUCGAUUUACGUCUGCACAUUUGCUAUCCUCUUCUUCGGCACCCCGCAUCAAGGAUCUAGUAAGGCAAAUAUCUUCGGUAGUCUUCAAAAGAUUGCAUCCCUGGCGACCCCUAAAGCCCUGAUAGACCUCGAAUCAGCGCUAGUCAACGCACUCGAAAAGGAAUCUGAAGUCCUGCAGAAUAUCACCGACCAAUUUGCGCCGCUCAUGUCCAAUUUCCGCAUCUUUUUCUUCUGGGAACAAGAGAAGACUGAUCUCAAAUACAAAAGAGAUUAUAUCGUCACUGAAGCGAGUGCAGCACCGAUAAUCGACAACACCGAAAGAUGCGGCAUUGCUGCAGACCAUCAAAGAAUGUCCAGGUUCGAAAGUCCAUCCGAUCAAGGCUAUAGAACUGCAGUCGCGGCACUACGGCGCUAUGUGCGAGAGGCACCUAGCGUCAUACAGGGGAGGUAUCAAAGGGCUAUGAGCGUGCAACGAGAUGACAGGAUGAUUGAGGCUGCGGAGCUGCUGAAAACAAUUCAACCUUGUACUUUGGGGACCCUACCAAAACCCACCCCGUUAUCUUGA